AUGGAUGAUGGCGAAGCCCGCGAUGCGGAAUUCGCAGCAGCAGUUGACGGCUUAUCCAAUCGACCACGUUCCGGCAGCACGAACAGCGGCUACAAACGCAGCAACUCAGGAUUCCUCCUUUCGAGGCUCUCUUUCUUACGUCCAGGUCAAGCCACACAGUCCAAGAGAGGUACUCCAGCCAUGGAAUUAGAGAGGGAUACCGAGGAUGUCCCAUCCAAAAUGCCCCAAAUUACCAGCGAAUCGUCGGAACGCGGCAAGGCCAUGGCAGCCGUGAUUCAGCAACAACGGAGGACAAGACGACGGAGGGGCUCUUUAAGGAAGACGGCACUCCUGGGUACAAGGUUGGAGGUGCGCGAUAAAAAGGCGCUCAGUAAGAAUGCGGAGGCCAUCCGUGCCGAGACGCCCCGGUUCCAGGGUGACGAUGCGGUGUUGUCUACGUCGCGCUCUCCAAAAGAUACGAUGGUGUCAACUUCUCCGCCAACCAAUAAUUUCCCUAUCCGAGGAUCCUCAUCUUUUGACGAUGAUGCUGAAGAGAAUACUCAACCUUCCUGGUUCCGUGCUAGCCCUACGCUGAAAAACUCGCGCCCGACUGUUGCGCGGAGACGCCAGGGUCUCGUGCAGCAUGCCAACAACAAUAAAAAGAAUACGCUCCAUGGAGAAGAAACCGCGACCGAUGACGAGGAACUGGUUUCUUUCCCACGAAUCAAUACCGCAAAUAAUGCUUCUGUCGGACCUGGCGCUACGAAUCCAUCAACGAAAUCCGCUACUUCUACUGCCUUACAUAUAGCCACUCCUUCCUCCAGCUCCGAUUCCUACUAUCCCCUCCAACCAGACGCUACGUACCGACCUAUCCACCGCGCCAAAUCCUCACCCUUGGCUACAAAUCCAGUGGAGAUGAAAAACAACGCAGAUAUAACGUGGGAUUACUCAGAAACAGAAUGGUGGGGCUGGAUCAUCUUGAUGGUGACCUGGCUGGUGUUCGUCGUGGGGAUAGGCAGCUGCUUUGAGGUCUGGAGUUGGGCUUGGGAUGUUGGAGAAACGCCCUAUGCACCACCAGAACUGGAGGAUGAUCCUACACUCCCAAUUGUGGGAUAUUAUCCUGCGCUGAUUAUUCUCACGGCGGUUAUGUCGUGGGUUUGGGUUGUUGUCGCUUGGGUUGGCAUGAAAUAUUUCAAACAUGCGAAUAUCUCCGGGGACGAUAGUUGA
Molecule: messenger RNA, 1206 nt
Organism: Penicillium malachiteum
Lineage: Eukaryota; Fungi; Ascomycota; Eurotiomycetes; Eurotiales; Aspergillaceae
Product: PIG-Y family protein
Exons: 1
Coding region: 1-1206 (401 amino acids)
Source: RefSeq, a predicted model, not a curated record